AUGUUUCAUUGGAAAAAAUUGAAAUCUAUACAACACAUUUGUGAUUUGAUAAAAAACUCAGAAAGUCAUUUGCUUAAGCUUCCACCAAACGCCGAAUUAAUAGCACGAUUUAAAAGACGAUUACAAAAAAAUGUUUUAGUUUCGACGAAUCAUCCUCUAACACGCUUUUAUUUACGAAGUAAAGCUGCAAUAGCUCUUGAAAAACAUAGACAUGGAAUGUCAUCUAACUGGUGGAUUAUUCAUCCAUGUAGUCAUUUUCGAUUUGCUUGGGAUAGUAUUAUGGCUUUUACAUUCUUAUAUAUGUUUUUUAUGAUUCCACAUAUGAUAUCUUUUCAUUGGCUAUCAAAAAAUAAAUCAGAUAUUAUAAAUAAGUUUAACAUAUUAACACCUGGUUUUAUUCUAUGUUUGAUUGAUAUAUUUUUUAAUUUUAUUACUGGAUUUAUAUCUCCUGAUGGUCAUGAAAUAUUUAUUGACCCAUUAGUAAUUUUACAAUUCGUUUUAAAUAUAUUGUAUCUUGUUGUUGGACAUUACAUUGGAAGAUUAUUUUUUAUUGAUUUAACAUCAUCUAUUCCUUACGUAUGGCUUCAUAAAAAUCGUCUUGAAAAUCCAGGAUCAGGCGAUCAACUUUAUCUUCUUUUUUUUGAAAUGCUUCCUCUUUUAAAAUUAUUUCGACUGUGUACAUUACGUCAUUAUAUCAAAGAAAUUCUGUUGGCUUGUGAAGCAUCUCGAGUUUAUGAACAUGGAGUAUGGAUCUUUUGGUUAACAAUUUUAAUUUUCCAUUGGUCUGCUUGUUUCACUUAUGCAUUUCCAUUUUUUUAUGCUUAUAUUAUGAAAACUACUAUGAAUAAAGGAGAAGGUUAUAUAUUUAAAACGAAGUUAUACGAAAAACCUGACUGGAUUAUUUAUUUAACAAGUUUAUAUAUUGGUGGUGGAAAUCUAUGCAGCUACAGUUUUACUGAGUUUAAAUUUACAGAUUUACCCGAUAAAAUAACACGAUGUAUAUUACUUUUAUUUGGUAUGACUUACUUCUUGUAUGUAAUAGUUAUAAUACUACAAUUGGUAAAGUCUUCAGUUGAACCAGAGCUUAAGUAUCAGUCAAUAAUGAAUGGAGUAAACGAUUAUAUUAAUAAUAAAAGAUUACCAAAAAAAUUGAAAGAGAGGUUAUUACAUUUUUAUGAACAUCGGUUUCAAGGUAGUUUAUUUAAGGAAAAAGCUAUAACAUCUACACUUUCGAAACAUUUAAAACGUGAAAUUACCCAAUACAGUAGCAGUAUUUUAUUUGAAUCCACUUUAUUAUUUAAUAACAUAUCUUGUAGUUUUCUAAAUAGCAUCAUUGGCGUUUUAAAACAAGAAAUAUUUCUUCAAGAUGACAUUAUUUACAAAUAUGAUAUUGAAGGAAAAUGUAUGUAUUUUAUUAUUACGGGUACAGUUGCAUUAAUCACUUAUUCUGGAAAAGAAAUAUGUCAUGUAAAUGAUGGCGAUUUCUUUGGUGAAAAUGCAGUGGUUCAACACGAACAUAAACGAGAAACAACUGCGAUUGCUUUAGAAGUAUGUGAAGUAUUACGUUUUGAUCGUCGAGAUUUCGUUCGUUUGGUACCACCAAAAUGCGAAAUGUACAAGGCGAUCGAAUCAUUAGCUGAUGCUUUGACACAACAUAUAAAAAAUGCUGAAAAUCAAGUAUCCAACGAUGAUGAUAAAAUUAAUGGAUUAAAAUUAUAAUGAUAUAUUAAAUAUUA
Messenger RNA from Ceratosolen solmsi marchali, 1736 nucleotides. Its product is annotated as potassium/sodium hyperpolarization-activated cyclic nucleotide-gated channel 1-like. The record is from RefSeq and is a predicted model, not a curated record. Gene Ontology annotation, biological process: sodium ion transmembrane transport; potassium ion transmembrane transport; regulation of membrane depolarization. Gene Ontology annotation, cellular component: HCN channel complex. The coding region runs from base 1 to 1719 and encodes 572 amino acids. NCBI's taxonomy places the organism in Eukaryota, Metazoa, Arthropoda, Insecta, Hymenoptera, Agaonidae. Gene Ontology annotation, molecular function: voltage-gated potassium channel activity. The transcript is spliced from 10 exons.